Molecule: messenger RNA, 816 nt
Organism: Tricharina praecox
Lineage: Eukaryota; Fungi; Ascomycota; Pezizomycetes; Pezizales; Pyronemataceae
Product: ubiquitin-conjugating enzyme E2 6
Exons: 2
Coding region: 1-816 (271 amino acids)
Source: RefSeq, a predicted model, not a curated record
AUGGCGACCGUCGCGGCUAACAAACGGCUACAACGCGAGUACAAAGCCAUCGCCGCGAAUCCUCCGCCGUACAUCAGCGCGCACCCCUCGGAAACAAACAUCCUAGAAUGGCACUACCUGCUCGAGGGACCACCCGCGACCCCGUACGAAGGCGGCCAGUUCUGGGGAACCCUCGUCUUCCCCCCCGACUACCCGUUCAAGCCCCCCGCGAUCCGCAUGAUUACCCCGUCCGGACGCUUCCAGACCUCGACCCGGCUGUGCCUGUCGAUCUCCGAUUUCCACCCCAAGAGCUUCAAUCCUGCGUGGGAGGUGUCGACGAUUCUGAUCGGCCUGCUGAGCUUCAUGACCAGCGAGGAGAUGACCACUGGCAGUAUCAGCGCGAGCGAACGCGAACGUAAGGUUCUCGCGCAGAACAGCCGGUGGUGGAAUUCUACGGGCGGCGGAAGUGCGGUGCGACGCUCGGAUGGCACUAUCGUCCAUGCAGGAACGGUGAUGCCGGGAAGGAAGGUGGGGCUGGGGGAUGCUGGCAAGAGAUUUCGCAACGAGUGGCCGGAGAUCGACGUUGAGAACUGGAAGUGGAUCGAUGCCAACAAGAUCGAUGUUCUAACGGGCGGUAUCCCUGUUGCGGCUGCGGCGAAGGAGCAAGCGGUUGUCAGGAGGCGGGCUCCACCGGCUUCUGCCAUCCUGGCGAGUGGGGGGCCUGCUGCGGGUGCUGCGGUUGUGGCUAGAGGCGAGGGAUGGCUGAGGAGGCAUCGUCUCGUGGUCGGACUGAUGGUGGUGGUGGGCUACGUGUUGCUGGCCAGGGCAUUCGAGUAG